This is a messenger RNA of Monodelphis domestica (gray short-tailed opossum), 4439 nucleotides long. The record is from RefSeq and is a predicted model, not a curated record. NCBI's taxonomy places the organism in Eukaryota, Metazoa, Chordata, Mammalia, Didelphimorphia, Didelphidae.
GACGGGUUUGCACCGGGAGCUGGGGAGCUAGCUUGUGGCAGUGUGUGGAGGGACUGGGGUUGGCUCCUUUUCCUUUUCUUUCCCGAGUCCCAGGGACUCCCUGUCUUUUGGUCCCCCAGAGCUCCCAGCCUACUGCUCGGCCCAUGCUCCGGGGAGGGCAGUCCUGACCAUCUCUGCUUCCCUUCUUACCAGCCCCAGUCACCCGUCGAGCUGCCAGGAAAGAGUGGCUGCUCGUGGAAGGGUAGUGUGGGGACUUGGGUGAAGUGGAGGCGGCACCCAGACCUGGAUGAUCUGGGGAGAGGAAGAGAACCUGAGGACAGUGUAACUUUUCAGUCCCCAGACUCGAAACCCCGGUAGGGCAGAGAAGGGCGACCCUUAAGGAAGGGUUUAAAGAAAAGGGGGGGAAAAAAGGAAAGGAUGAAGGCCGAGGGAGCCGAGGAAAGAGAAAGAUAGGAGCACGCGGAACUCUGGAUGCCUCGUUGUUUCCAGUUUCGGGCGGGUCUCUGCUGUUUGGUCGGGGUCCUGGGCAGAGCCAUGGAAGGAUCUCUCGGGGAGACAUUGGUAGCGGCGACCGGCGGCAGCAGCGUGGGACCGAGGGGCCCCGAGGUUCCUGCCCCGCAGAAAAGCGGAGCAGACAGCUGUACCAAAGGGCAGGGGAGAGACUCUGGCAGAGAAAGCAAAGCGGCCGCCCAGAUGCAGCCCUUGGCAUAUAAUGCAGGAUAUUCGCAGCAACAGCAGCAGCAGCAGCAGCAUCCUGAGGUCUGCCCCCACUCUUUUUGGUUCGAUUGCCCUCCCUUUCUCCCUUCUUUCCCCUCCCCCAUCCAUUCUCCCCCCCCCCUUUCCUCCCUCCUUCGCUCUCUAUGUGGUUCUCACUCCCUCCCUUCCCUCUCCCCAUUCUGUGUUCCUCUCCCUCGCCCACACUCUCUCAUAUGCAGGCUCACACAUUCUCUCUCUCUCUCUCUCUCUCUCUCUCUCUCUCUCUCUCUCUCUCUCUCUCUCUCUCUCUCUCUCUCUCUCUCUCUCUCUCUCUCCUCUUCUGUCCCUCUGUCUUCCUCUCUCCCUCUCUCUUUCUCUUUCACUUUUGCAUGUCCUGCAACCUUUUAAAAUGUUGCCCCUUCCCUGUGAUUCGUCAGACGCCACGGCAUGUCCCCCUCUCGCUUGCUCUCUCUUUUUGUCUCUAGCUCUCCCUCUCCCCAUCUCUGAUUAGAUACACUGAUUCUUCAUUCAAUGGACGUCAUUUAGAACAGACUCUGCCUUGAGUUGCCUCUUCGCUUCACGCUCGAUUUCCAGCCAUUCUUCCCUUAUUAAGUAUUCGUGUAAUAUUAAUAGUCAUGAAUAUCUGCUAUUAGGAGUCUCAAGGAAAGCAGUCGAUCUCUGUUAUUAGAAGCUCAAGUGAAGCAGCCGCUAAGUGAAAGAAGGAGAAAAGAGGGAGAGAAAAGGAUUAAGAAACAAGCACAUACACACUUUUUUUUUUUAAAAAAAAGAACUUUGAAUUAUACUAUUACUACAGGAUAGAGAUCGAGUUUUCAACGUCCAGUGAAGGACACCAGCACGAAUUGGUUCAAGUUCUGAUGGAUUAUAGUCGUGCUUUUCUUGUUCUCCAGAGUCUCCGGCGUUGUGACUUUGUAGUCAUAGUAUAGAACUGGGGCUCCUUCGCUUCUCUUUUGUGUUGGGUGUGUGUGUGUAUGUGCAUUCGGUCACUUUUCUCUUGAUUUUUUUUUCUGCCCUGACUCGUUAACCCAGACUUCGCAGAUGUUAGUACACAGUUUUUCAGCGAUGGACCGUCACGAUGGCACCAGCAAUGGGACUGCCCGGUUACCCCAGCUGGGUACAGUCGGUCAGUCACCUUACACGAGUGCCCCACCACUCUCCCACACGCCCAACGCAGAUUUUCAGCCUCCUUACUUCCCCCCUCCUUACCAGCCUAUCUACCCUCAGUCUCAAGAUCCUUAUUCCCACGUUAAUGAUCCUUAUAGCCUGAACCCCCUUCACGCCCAACCUCAGCCACAACACCCAGGCUGGCCGGGACAGAGACAAAGCCAGGAAGCUGGGCUGUUACAUACACACCGGGGGUUACCCCAUCAGUUAUCGGGCUUGGACCCUCGAAGGGAUUAUCGGCGACAUGAGGAUCUACUGCACGGACCCCAUGGGCUCAGCUCAGGACUAGGAGACAUUCCGAUUCAUUCAAUACCUCAUGCAAUAGAAGAUGUACCGCAUGUAGAAGACCCCGGUAUUAACAUCCCAGAUCAAACUGUAAUUAAGAAAGGCCCCGUGUCCCUGUCCAAAUCCAACAGCAACGCCGUCUCCGCCAUCCCCAUUAACAAGGACAACCUCUUCGGUGGCGUCGUGAACCCCAAUGAGGUCUUCUGUUCAGUUCCGGGUCGCCUCUCACUCCUCAGCUCCACCUCGAAGUACAAGGUCACGGUGGCGGAAGUGCAGCGGCGCCUUUCGCCUCCCGAGUGUCUCAACGCGUCGUUGUUGGGCGGAGUGCUCCGGAGGGCGAAGUCAAAAAAUGGAGGAAGAUCUUUAAGAGAAAAAUUGGACAAAAUAGGAUUAAACCUUCCUGCAGGAAGACGUAAGGCAGCCAAUGUCACCUUGCUCACAUCUCUAGUGGAGGGAGAAGCAGUGCACCUAGCCAGGGAUUUUGGGUACGUGUGUGAAACUGAAUUCCCUGCCAAAGCAGUAGCUGAAUUUCUCAACCGACAACAUUCCGAUCCCAAUGAGCAAGUGACAAGAAAAAACAUGCUUCUAGCUACAAAACAGAUCUGUAAAGAGUUCACCGACCUGCUGGCUCAGGACCGAUCUCCCCUGGGGAACUCAAGGCCCAAUCCUAUCUUAGAGCCAGGCAUUCAGAGCUGCCUGACCCACUUCAACCUCAUCUCUCAUGGCUUCGGCAGCCCGGCAGUGUGCGCUGCAGUCACUGCCCUGCAGAACUAUCUCACCGAGGCACUCAAGGCCAUGGACAAAAUGUACCUCAGCAACAAUCCCAACAGCCACACAGACAACAGCGCCAAAAGUGGUGACAAAGAGGAGAAACACCGAAAGUGAGGAUUUCCUUCCUUCCCUCUCCUCAGCUCCACCCUGCUUCAUCUUUUCACCUAUUCCCAUUUCCUUUCUCUUCUGCACCCAUCCUCUCCUUCAUCACCCACCACCACCACCACCACCACCUGGCGGGCUACAGCUCUGGAAUCAGCGAUCAACUGCUGCCCACUCUGUUCUCUGAGUCUGCAGGAAUGCUCUCCUCUUCUGUCUACCAGCCCUGACUCAUAGUCCCUCUCUGCCUCCUCCCCCUUCAUCAUCAACACUCCCUCGACCCCGUUUGGAGCCUAAGAGAACAGAACAGGCUGUGGAGCCAGCAAAGAAAAGUUCUGUCUGAGUUUGUGAACUUUUUUUUAAGUAAACCAACAGAAAAAAAUAAAUAAAAAGAAAGAACUUUUUUUCUAAAAAAAAAGAACAGUUAAAAAAAUAAAAAAAAAUUCUAUGAGCUUCAUGGGACUGAAUCACCACCUCCCCUUACAUUACUUCAGUUAAGAUUGUAGCCAUAUUAAAAAAAAGGCAAAAAGGAUAAUGACAUUUUUAUCAGUAUUGUGAAUAAACUUGAACACAAAAUCCAUGCAGUUCCAUGUCAUGUCUUCAGUUAUAGAACUUCUUCCUCUCCAAGGUAAAGCGACCAACUUGAACAUUUUAUGACAACACAAUUUGCAGUUAUUCUAUAAGGGAAUCAGUGUUCAUGUCUGUAUAUAUUUAUUUAUGUGUAAUUUAAUGGGAAUUGUAAAUAUGGUGAGUCUGUUUUAAACCUUUUUUAUUUAUCUGGUGAUUUCGUUUACCUCUUGUUUAGUGGGGUUUAAAUCUUCCCUCUUAGUUCUUCAUGUGGCUCAUGGUACUUAUUUAGAAAUCCAAGGUUUGGGGGAUUAUUUUUUUCUCUGGGAUUCAUGAUUUUUGACCUGUUGUAGCAUGUUAAGGCGACAAUGAAGCAGCUGAACAAGUUUUUUUUUAAAGAGAGAAAUAAAAUGGAUUUAAAAAAUAUAAUUAGUAUUAUAUUUACAUUCAUUGAAGUCUAAGAAAAAGUGAUAUUGGAUCCUGGAAAGAUUUUUAAACAUAAGCAGUUUUACAAACAUGUAUCAUGGAGAUGGAAUGGGGGGAUUGGAUUUAGGGAAAAAAAAAGUUUUAUUUUUCUCCACUGUCUUCCCUUAAAAGCAUCAUCAGAGCAAUAAAGGAAUAUUGUCUUUAGUCCAAGGUUAGGGAUUCCCACCCACCCCCCUGUUUUUUGUUCAAAGAACUUCAAACAUUUGGGACCACCUGGUAUCCUGUAUUUCCACUGGCCAUAUUGGAAGCAGUUCUAGUUGUAUUGUAUUGAGUUGUGCUGGCAGUAGUUUCCAUGCCUGUCAAUGUAUCAUAGUCCUUUGUUGCCCAGAUAAAUAAAUAUUUGAUACGCUUUA